This is a messenger RNA of Vitis vinifera (wine grape), 1327 nucleotides long. RefSeq lists its product as uncharacterized. The coding region runs from base 146 to 874 and encodes 242 amino acids. Lineage: Eukaryota; Viridiplantae; Streptophyta; Magnoliopsida; Vitales; Vitaceae. Gene Ontology annotation, biological process: protein dephosphorylation. The record is from RefSeq and is a predicted model, not a curated record. The transcript is spliced from 8 exons. Gene Ontology annotation, cellular component: cytoplasm; protein phosphatase 4 complex; nucleus. Gene Ontology annotation, molecular function: protein phosphatase regulator activity.
AAAAUGAAGUAUUCUAGUUCUCUUAGCCGUUGCUAGGGCUCAGCUAGCUUCCUAACUGUUCCAUCAAUUUUCCGUUUUGAUUUUUCAGCAACCAAACAGAUUCUGCACAAGAAAAUCUCAAUUGCAUACAUUUGGAGGCCUUCUGAUGGAGAUAUCAAGUGAAAAUCCACAGGAUUCAACCAUUUCUUCCAGUGAUGCUGAUCAAAACCAUGAUAGUGUGGUUCCUGUUCUCUUAAAUCAUGGAAGCACAGAAUCUGACCAGGACAUCCCUGAAGAAGAAGGUAGAGGCAUAUUGGAAGUCAUGGCAUCCACCGGAAAGUUUUGGCAUGAUUGGGACAAACUGAAGAAUUUGCUAUCCUUCCAGUUGAAGCAGGUCCUGUCAGAGUAUCCAGAGGCAAAAAUGACUACUGAUGAACAAAAUUCAUCAUUAGGAGAGACCUACCUGGAUUUGGUGAAAAGGUUGGAUGAAGUUCUUCUUAGCUUUAUUGAAGGACCUCCAUUUACCUUGCAGAGGCUUUGUGAGAUCAUAUUGGAUGCACAAAGCAUUUAUCCGUAUCUUUCAAAGCUUGCUCUAGCACUAGAAAAGAAUUUGUUGGUGACAUCGACUUUGGCCAUCUGCACCGACCCAUAUCCAACAACACUGGUGCAAAAACCAGAUGAACCACCAGAGAAAGGAAGCGAAGAACCAGUGCAGCACCAUGAUUCGGUUCAAAAUGGGGUUGAAGCUGAACCAACGCAAGGAGACAAAGAUGAAAUAAUGACUGAGGUGGAGGAGGCAGACAUUGAAGAAGACAUGACCAUCGACAUGGAAGCCCUUGAAGAAAUAGUUGUUGGAUCAUCAGAAACAAAUUCCACACCCCCCACCAAUUCUUAACCUUCCGGUGAGUCCUUUCUCCAUCACUUCACUUCUACAACACACUUAAAGCCCAUACAAUUUCCUCUUAUAGUGAGAAAUACACAGCCUCCUUAUGUUGUCAGUUUCUGAUCAUGGAAACCACAGAUCGUUUCCAUAGAUAAGUCCUAUUUAUAUUGCUUGGAUACUCUUAUCUAUAACACUGCCAAUGGUGAGGUAUCUUAAGUUGAAAUCAGUGUUAGGUCUUGACGACUCGACUUCGUCUGCUGAGAAGAUGGGGAAGAAGAAGAUGAAGAAGAAGAAGAAGGAAGAGGAAAUUCUGAAUAAGGUAAGGGAAUUUAAAAUCCAGUGGAUGAUGGGAUUGUUGUUCUUGUAUUGUAUUUUAAUACCAGUACAUGGGUGCAUGUUUCCUUACAUACCGUGAAGAACUUGUUGGCUUCUGGUUUGAGAAUAUAGUUUGUGGAGGGGUUCUUA